This is a messenger RNA of Homarus americanus (American lobster), 1711 nucleotides long. RefSeq names its product nucleolar complex protein 4 homolog A-like. The coding region runs from base 90 to 1628 and encodes 512 amino acids. Lineage: Eukaryota; Metazoa; Arthropoda; Malacostraca; Decapoda; Nephropidae. The transcript is spliced from 12 exons. Gene Ontology annotation, cellular component: Noc4p-Nop14p complex; nucleolus; small-subunit processome. Gene Ontology annotation, biological process: ribosome biogenesis. The record is from RefSeq and is a predicted model, not a curated record.
AGUGUGAGGGAGGCGGCUGGAGGUGUGGGUCCUCAUCCAGCAACACUCCCGGUGUGUCUCAUGGCGAGGACGCUCUUCACUCACUAACCAUGACUGAUAAAACGACCAAGAGGACAAUGAAAGUCCUCCUCAAGGAAUUUAAAGCUGACAAAGUUAAGAAUGCUAACGUCAUUGUGGAUAUAUUUGGCCGUCUGGAGAGCAAUGAAGCGGGGACAGUCACAUCUGCCAUAACUGGGAUACAUCAUAUCUUUACUUACUUGUUUAAUGAAGAAGACAUUAAACUUCCACCUAAAGGUUCUGGUGUAACACAGACGGCAAAUGACAAAUUUAACCUGUGGCUGUAUGGAAGGUAUGAGGAGACAUAUAAGAAAAUACUCAGUCUUCUCGGACACGAAGAACGAUCAGUGCGGGAACUGUCACUCUGCUCGUUGGUCAAAUUAAUACAGUCAGAGGGACGGCACCCAGUGAAGAAGAGACCCAAUGCUACCUACCACUUCCCUCAGCACAGACUACAGUUGUUGUUGAUGAAGCUGGUGUCAGACAAAGUGGAUCACCGGCACCUCAUCACUCUACUGUUGGAGUACAUGGAGUGCCAAGACUUCAUGUUCUACACUCUCUUGGUCUUAAGUACUAUUGUGAAAAUUCAGAAAGAUAAAGAGAUCACAGAGAAGUUCAUGACUAAUCUGUUCCUCCUGCUGGAGCAUAUAAACAUCCCGAUGGAAGAUGCUGUGAGUCUUGAUCGACCCAAACUCCUUUUUGAGGCUGAUGAUGUUGAGAGACUGGAAGAGCGACCUAUGUUCACCAUCCCAUAUGAUAAAGCUAAGAAAGCCCUCAACAACAUCUGGUCAGAGGUGCUCAAGUACUCUCUCACACCAGACCUGUAUCGUCGUUCUCUUGUCCUCAUCCCUGAGAAGGUUAUGCACCACCUUGACAAGCCUCUUAUCCUCACUGACUUCUUCAUGGAGUCUUAUAACCUUGGUGGAGCCAUCAGUCUCUUGGCCCUUCAAGGAGUAUUCAUCUUGGUGCACAAACAUAACUUGGAGUAUCCGGACUUCUACACGAAGCUGUACACCCUGCUGGACCCAACUGUGUUUCAUGCCAAGUAUAAAGCGAGGUUCUUCAUGCUUUGUGACCGCUUCCUUGCUUCCUCUUAUCUCCCUGAGUACAUCGUUGCUGCUUUUGUCAAGCGUCUGGCACGACUCUCUCUGGUGGCACCAACACCAUCUCUUGUCUUGAUUCUCAAGUUUAUUGCCAACCUUCUCAUCAGAUACCCAGGACUAAAGAAGCUCAUUCAUAAGCCCAAUGUAAAAGCCAUGGAAUCUGACCCCUAUGACAUGGAGGAACCUGACCCUGCCAAGUGCCGAGCCUCUGAGAGCAGCCUGUGGGAGGUGGCCACCCUGCAAUGCCAUGUCCUGCCUUAUGUCUCUAAAGCUGCUGGGUUUUUGAAUAAGAGUUUACCUUCAGUGGAAUACAACAUUUCAGAAUUUGUUGAAACAACUUAUGAUGAGGUGUUUGAGCGAGCGUGUAAAGUUACGGUACACGAAAAUGUGGCAACGACCUUCCAUAAACCCCAAGGACUGUUCAACUACCACAAUGACCAGAUGUCUCAGUCUUGGAGUGUGGUGUGACUGUGUCUUGUUGUUACUCAUGAAUAGCUUUAUAUUGUAUAUGAAUUUACAGAUUUUUUUAAUAAUAAAAUUUAUAAAAAUGC